AACAUUCAAACCAGAAAUAUUAAUUAGAUGUACCUAACUACAAUAGCAGUGAACAGAUCUUCACCAGCUGUGAAUUACCACUGUUCAUCAAGCAGUAUCUGAUCUAGUGUAAAUCUAACCAAACUGAAAAUGAAAUAUUCAUACUAUCUGUCACAUUUUCAGAGUUUAUUAUGACAGCUCUUUGGUGUAAUGCAGAUGGUCAGCAGCACCCAUAUUGAGGAACUGAAUAUUUCAGGUACAAAAGCAAGCGAGGACAAAGAAAUAUUCAGUUUAGGAAACUGGUUUUGCAUAUUUGACUUCCUCUUUCAAAGCCCUAAGUUACCUUAAAAUGAAUAUCUGCAACCAGAAUGCAGUUGCAUGUUACUCUAUACAGAUAACAAAGCAAAGGUCACGGGAGUGUCACCAAAAACAAAUGAUUUCAUGUUCUAGUUAAAUAAUUCAAGUUAAAUAUUAAACCUCUUCCUGCAUGUACACAGUUUGUAAUAUUGCCUUUUAUUAGAGUAUUAGCUUUCCAUAAUACAAGAACACACUAUAUUUGGUUUGAAGUUCAUAUCCAAUAUGAUAUCAUAUGCAAAUUUCUUUCUCAACCAAAAGCAGAAGUUGUGGAUUUCAAGUCUGUGAGUGACAGGCAUAGCUGAACAGAGGAAACAACCUGUUCUCCUAGGAGGAUGCUCUGAGGUUUAAUAACAAUAGUACUUCUCUGUCUACAAGUCACACAGAAAUCAACAGAACGACUGUAGCGAUGGCAGAGGAGGAGGUCAACUACGCUUCACUUGUAUUCAAAGCUAACAAGCAUUCCCCACCUGAAGCUAAAAAGGAGGAAACCGUGUACAAUGAAGUGAAGGUGCAAAACAAAACAACCGAUCAAACUGCUGACACAAACGUCUCAGCAGGAUUCUUGCCAGACAAGAAAGCAAACAGCAGACGUCGCUGCUGUCAGCAGGUGGCUUGUGGUCUGGGGAUUCUUUGUGUCAUUUUGCUGUUGGGCAUCAUAGCUGUCUGUGUCUACUUUACAUUAAGUCUCAAGAGUGAGCAGUACCAGACUGCAGAAAACCAGAACCUGACAACACAAAACCAGCAGCUGAACACACAAAACCAGAACCUGACAACACGAAACCAGCAGCUGGAGACACAAAACCAGAACCUGACAACACAAAACCAGCAGCUGACCACACAAAACCAGAACCUGACAACACGAAACCAGCAGCUGGAGACACAAAACCAGAACCUGACAACACAAAACCAGCAGCUGAACACACAAAACCAGAAUCUGACAACACGAAACCAGCAGCUGACCACACAAAACCAGAACCUGACAACACAAAACCAGAACCUGACAACACGAAACCAGCAGCUGACCACGCAAAACCAGAACCUGACAACACGAAACCAGCAGCUGGAGACACAGAGGAACAACUUAACGGAACAAAUAAGAAACAUGGAGAUAAAGUGGAAUGAGCUCAACGUCACUCGAGCUCAGUGGAGCAUUGAUGCCUACUGCCCAAAAGGAAAUGGAAUUUCAGGGAGACAGUGUGUAGCUUGUCAGAAGGGCUGGGAACCUUCCCAGUCCAGCUGCUAUGCGAUUAAUGACCCACAACCUGACGGUCAGAGAACCUGGGAAGGAGCUCGAGAAGACUGCAGAGGAAAGAUUUCAGAUUUGGUUGUUAUAGUUAAUCAAAUGGAGAAGACAUUCAUCAGUGCUAAGAGUUGGGGCAGUUCAGGAACCAGUGGAUACUGGAUUGGCCUGAGAGCUGAAGGUGGGAAAUGGAAGUGGGUCGAUGGAAGAGAUCUGACUGAAAACUCCUGGUUACAACAACCUGCUAUUAACGGUCAGUGUGCAAUUUCUGUCCAUAACGAAGGACUGAAAUCAGUGAGCUGUGCUGAAAAAAACCGAUGGAUCUGCAAAAAGAAGGGUUUAUCUACUUUGCAGCUUGAGACUUUCCUUAAAGCCCUCACACAGGACUGCAGCAGGAUUUUACAGGAUUUGUACAGGAUGACCAGAAAACAACUGGAGGCAACUGGUACUUUCAACUAUUCUAAUGUUCAAGUAUCUGCAGAGAAUAUUCAAGAAGAAGCUGCCUCUUUUAACAGCACUGCAGAUAGAAUGACAGCCAGCUCAGAUAAGAAGUCUCCGUCUGUCAUUCAGUUUUUUCCACGGAUAGCAGUGUGUUGGGUGAUACUGUCAUUAAUCAUGGCCCUUCGUAUCUACUUUACCACUAUCAUUACUGAAAACAACAGCAAGUUGACUGCAGAAAUCCAGCAGCUGAAGACACAGAAGAACAGCUUAGAGAAAAAAAUAGAAAACAUCAUGGACACACCGCGUAAAGCUUGUCAAAAAGGCUGGCAGCACUUCCAGUCCAGCUGCUACACAAUUAAUAACGUUGAUGGUCCUAAUCAGUCAACCUGGGAAGACGCUCAAAACAACUGCAGAGGACGAAAUGCACAUUUGGUUGUUAUAGGAAGUCCUGAGGAACAGGAAUUCAUCUACAAUAGCAGUUGGAGCAGUUGGGGAAACAGUGGCUACUGGAUUGGCCUCAGAGUUGAAGCUGGAAGUUGGAAGUGGGUUGAUGGAAGUAAUCUGACUGCAGACUACUGGACAGUGCAACCUUCCGACAAUGCUCACUGUGCAAUUUCUGUUGAAGAGAAAUCCCCCAAAGGGUGGACUGCUGUGGAUUGUAAUACCAUAAACAGAUGGAUAUGUGAAAAGAAAGAUUUAUCUGUUUAAUCAUUGCAGUCAGAACUGAACAGGUUACCGGAUAGACUGUACUGAUUUAGAUUAUAUAUAAAAGUAAUGUCACCUGGCUGGCAAAUGACUACAUUCCCGAGCUUGUUGUACUGUUUCCAAAAUAAGCAUUUAACGAGGAUUCAAUUUUCAAAGCUUUAUGAAGCGUGUUUAAAAAAUGUGAAUGUAAAGGUUGAAUGUCAUCCUGUGAAUUGAGUCCAGCAUUAACAAAAUUCAGUGAUGGGCCUAAGGGGGGCACUAAACUAAUAAUACUUUUGAAUCAGCAUUUUUUUCCACAUUCUCUGGUAGCGUGUUAGAGCAGCAGUUCCAUUUUAAUUCAGUUUUGCAUGUUAACAUGACAGUUUUUAAAUCAAAGAGACAAACUGGUUAUAGAAUUUACAGAAAUCCAUUCUCUUGUCAUCGUAAUCAAUUUUAAUUGUUGUUGCUGAUUGGCCAACAUGGGGGGCGCUGGAUAAGUAGCUUUGAGAGCAAUAUAUUUCCAGGCUUUUUUCAUAAGGACUUCUAUCUUUUUUUGAUCUGAAUAGAAAGAACUGUCCAAUGUCAAUAAUUUAUCUGACUAAUUCAAUUGCAACUUUGUGUUUUAUUCAUUCUUUCAUUCUUAUUAAUGUUGAAUAAAUGUGAUAAUCAUGAAUGGUUAAAAAUGUGAAUGUUUAAAUUCUCUCAACACUUUAUAUGUGAUAUUUCAAAUGAAAAUUAUGUUCCUUUGUUCAAUAUAGGGCUGCACAAUUAAUCGCAAUAUUAUCAAAAUCGCAAUAUGACCAAGAGCAACAUUCAGUAUCCAAUUUAUCCAAGUACUGUAGUGCUGCAGAGACGCGCCGGCCUACACAUCUUGUUCUCCAGAUGUAAGAAAACAUAUUUGUUUGGUACAGACCCAAACAAAUGUCACAUCAUCAUGAUUUUAAUAGUUUUUUCAGUCAAAAUGAAAAUUGUGAUGCAAAACUUAUCAUUCCCAUUAAUUGUGAACCAUAUCACAAUCGUAAGAUCUGUCUAAAUAAUCGCAAUAUGAUUUUUUUUACUAUAUCGUGCAGCCCUAGUUCUAUACUAAUAAUCUAUUUAACACACAUUUCACUUUAAUCUUGUUGAUGACUUCAUUCAAUAGAUUUUAGUUUGUUUCCGUUAGAUAAGAAGUCUCUCUCCUUGAUCAAAGAACUUCGUAUCUACUGUGAGUAUAAACUAAAGAAGUGUUACUGCUAUUUUAACUUUUUUCUACUUUGUUACUUAAUGACAGUUCUUAUUUAAUGUCUUUCAUGUAUUAAAUGAAGCAUGCUGAAUUGCCAUUGUACGUGAAAAGUGAUACAUAAAUAAACUUGCAACAAAUUCUUACAGCCAAACA
Messenger RNA from Siniperca chuatsi (mandarin fish), 4076 nucleotides. Its product is annotated as lymphocyte antigen 75-like. The transcript has 14 exons. Lineage: Eukaryota; Metazoa; Chordata; Actinopteri; Centrarchiformes; Sinipercidae. Bases 743 to 2725 code for a protein of 660 amino acids. The record is from RefSeq and is a predicted model, not a curated record.